AUGGGCAAUUCUCCAGUAGCCUUUGGUUUCCAAAAUGCGGAACGUCGUUAUUCUCUGGGGACCUCGCUGCCACCUGAUCUUGUCAAAUCUGAAGUGGAGAUUUAUCUCGCCUAUUUUCACGACCAGCCUUAUUGUGUUUUCUCCAAGGACUGGCUCUUGAGCCGAGAUCUGUCAUUGCCCCCAGAAAUCGCAUUCCCGUUAGUGGCUCUUACUUCUCGGAUCUCACGCCGCUCGCCCGGACCCACUGGAAGCGGCGUGCUUCCCACAAAGCACUAUGCCAGCAAGGCCUGGGAUAUCUUGUCACAUCAGUACCAGAGCGGUAAAUUGGGUCUUUCAUUUUUACAGGGAACAUUUCUUAUGGCUCAGGUGGACUUCGCCGACGGCCAAUCCCAUCGAGGGUAUUCAUCUGUUGCACUGGGCCUCCGGACGAUCCAAUCCGCAGGCCUGAACAAAGAUAAGUAUACGUCGUCCCUCACAGAUUCAGAAGCGGAAGAAAGAAGACGCAUUACAUGGGCCUUUUUCAUGCUGGAUCGCAGUUACAAUGCAUCUCGAGACUAUUCAUUGUGUCUUUCAGACAAACAUUUCACCAUUCUUUUUCCUGCACCGGAUACGCCAGCCUCGCUCUCUGGCGAGGAAUCGCUGGCUCGUGGAACAUUACACGACGGGCCCGAAAAGCAAGGAGUGAAGCUUGAUCACGGCAUUCUGGCCUGUCUUCUUCGACUGUACUCGAUUUGGGGCAAAACUACUGAUUAUGUCUUUGAACCUUUCGAUAAAGAUGCGCUGCCCCCCUGGCGAUCAGGAUCGGCGCUGGCCGGUCUGGAGUCCGACUGGAUGCAGUUCGAGACUCAUUUCGCAGAUAUACAUCGCUAUCGAAGUGUUGACUUCCGACGACGCGCUCGUGAAGAGCCGCAUUGUCGCUCGUACCUGUGCAGCUGGCUGUGUGUUCAAUUUCUCUUCCAUUCCGUUCAAUGUUUGCUGCACCAUCCCUUCGUCAACAUGGUUAAGCUCCGCCAUAUUGACGGAAAUAUACCCGCAACCUUCCUGCAGAAGUCGUAUGAGAGCUCUCUGAUUCAUUCGAGGUGGAUUGCGCGGUUCAUCGGAGAAAUGGAGGAGGUUGACUUCCGGCUGUACGACCCGUUUAUUGGCUAUCUCUGUGCAAUCGCCGCCACCAUCCAGCUCGAGAAUACCGCCAGCAGACACCCCCACAUCGCCCAGCUGGGAAACAGCGAUUUCCGAACACUGGUUGACUACAUGACAGACUUGUCGGCGCAUUGGGAAAACAUGGGGGUCUUGGUGAACCGGGUGAAUAAACUGGCCGCGAGACAGAAAAACUACAAGUCGCUCUACUAUAGCCAGGACACUUUCUCCGGGGAGUUAACCCGCAUGCCCACACCGUCCACCAUCCCAAGAAUGUCGGAGGCGGACGAAGCUCUGAUGUGGAAUAUUCUCGACUUCAGUUCGUCGUUCACCCCUGCUGAGAUAGUCCAGCUCGGGGACUUGGUCCCGUCACCGUAUCAGCGGAUGGAAACCGUCAGUCCGAAUUUCCCGGAUCAGUCCCUGGUUGCAAAUGGACAAGGCGCUGAGCAAGGGACACAGACUCUCAGCGGGCGGGUUCCGGGGCCGGGAGCCACCGAUCCUAUAUCAGAGUGGCCCUUUGCAGAAAGACCUGGUACCAGUGGAUUCGACGCGGCAAUCGCCGACCUGCCCGACUGGAUGAUGUUUGGGGAUUACGUCGCGGAGCAACUGUGA
This is a messenger RNA of Aspergillus bombycis, 1749 nucleotides long. Its product is annotated as fungal specific transcription factor domain-containing protein. Lineage: Eukaryota; Fungi; Ascomycota; Eurotiomycetes; Eurotiales; Aspergillaceae. Gene Ontology annotation, cellular component: nucleus. Gene Ontology annotation, biological process: DNA-templated transcription. The record is from RefSeq and is a predicted model, not a curated record. The coding region runs from base 1 to 1749 and encodes 582 amino acids. The transcript has 3 exons. Gene Ontology annotation, molecular function: zinc ion binding; DNA binding.